AUGUCUGACGAUAGUCAAAGUAGCGAUAAUAGUAGUAUCGAAUCUAGCGAUAGUAAUUAUCAAGUAACAGAAUUAUUUGAAAUUGAAAUAGUAGAAAUGACGAUUCCCAAAUUAACUUAUGAAUCAGGGAUUAAAUUUAUACCAAGGUACGGGGGAGAGGAAGGCGAAUUAGGAAGUUUUAUUAAAUCAUGUGAAUAUGUGAUAAAUAAUGUAGUAGAUAGUCUUCAACCAUUAAUUCUAGAAGGGAUAUUGGCAAAAUUAUCAGGUAGGGCCGAUCAGGUAACUAGGUUUAAAUCUAUUGGUACAUUUGAUGAAUUAAAAACCAUUUUAACGGAGAAUUUUGGAAUAUAUCAAACAGUGAGUCAGUUGCAAUUAGAAUUAGCAGCAUGUGUACAAACUAAGAAUGAGGGAAUAAAAGCAUAUUAUGAAAAGGUCGAAGGUAUUUGUUUUAAAUUAAUAGAGGCAAUGGUAUUAGAAAAUCCAAAAAAAGCGGAAGAGACAGUGAUAAACAAAAUAGUGAAAAGGCAAGCAUUAAAUGUAUUUGUAGCAGGACUGAGGGAACCGUAUAAUAUAUUAGUAAAGGCUCAGAGUAGGGAUACACUAAGAGAAGCAUAUCAGGUAGCAUUGGAAGAGGAAAAAGCGUUAUUAGCUCAGGAACAUAAUAGGAAACUUUUUGUGAAUAGCGACAAAGGAGUAAAACCAGGUGUUAAGUGUUUUAAGUGUAAUAAAAUAGGACAUAAGAGCUUCCAGUGUUAUAGUAAGAGUACAGGGCAAGGAAAAAAUCAAAGUUACGAAAAAACGAAUAGGGAAAAUGAUAGAAAGAAGUGGGAAGAUCAAGCGAAAAUAACGUGUAAUUAUUGUAAGAAACCAGGACACGUAAUGGCAAACUGUUAUAAAAUAAAAAAUAGAAAUAGGUACCAAGGUGAAAAUAGUAAUAACAGUAGUGUAAGUAAUGCACCGGUAGCGAACUCGUUAACAGUCAGUGAGUAUCAAGCGCGAGUGUUGACUAUAAUCGAAAUGAAAAACGAAUGUGUAAAGUGUGAUGUACCAUUGUUAAAAAAUAAUGUCGGAGAAUUUUUAGUGGAUAGUGGUGCUGAUUUAAAUUUGAUUAAAUUUUCGAAAUUGAAGGGAGAAGUGAGAAUGUUCCCAAGUAAGACGGUACAACUAAGAGGUAUAAAUGCGACACCAGUUUUAACAUUAGGUAGAACAACAUUAGAGUUAAUAGCGGGUGACGUAAAACUAUCAUCAGAAUUCGAAAUAGUAUUUGAUGACUUUCCGAUUUGUGUGGACGGUAUAAUAGGGAAAAAAUUAUUGAAGGAAUAUAAAAUGUGCAUUGACCUAGAGAGGAACGUGUUAGUAGUACCGGACAACAAAAUUAAUAUUCCACCACGCGCGCAAACGAUAGUGCCUAUACGAGUGAAUAAGUUAUUACAAAACAAGUGUUUGGUAGUUCAAAGCCAACGCAUUAAUGAGGACGUGACAAUUGGUAGUACAAUAGGCAAUGUAGAAAAAGAAUAUAUGAAAGGAAUAGUGUUGAAUAAUUCGGACGAGUGGCAGGAAAUAAAUGAAUUAGAAUUAGAUAAAUUGGAGUAUUAA
Messenger RNA from Macrosiphum euphorbiae (potato aphid), 1596 nucleotides. The record is from the annotation of a GenBank genome assembly. Lineage: Eukaryota; Metazoa; Arthropoda; Insecta; Hemiptera; Aphididae.